Messenger RNA from Arabis nemorensis, 1539 nucleotides. The record is from the annotation of a GenBank genome assembly. NCBI's taxonomy places the organism in Eukaryota, Viridiplantae, Streptophyta, Magnoliopsida, Brassicales, Brassicaceae.
AUGGAGAUGAACAGAAGACAUCUAAUUGGGAAGAGUUUUUCGAUAAAUUAUUCUGAUAAGCUCAGAAAUGAGGAGAUGGAUACAGAUGCUUUGGAUGUGGAGAUUAUUCCUCCAGAGUCACAGGAAAAUGGAGUUUCUCAGAACUCUGUUGUCUCCAAGACGCUACAAGAUAAUACGCCAAAGUCUUUUAGAAAUCGGUUUCUUGAUUUUGUUCGCAUAAGCUCAGUACUUAAUAGCGCAGCAGAAAGAUUCUUUAAGAGUGAGAUAAGGAGGAGAUUGUUUGUGACGGCUGUAUUGCUUGUCGUUAGCCGUGUUGGAUAUUUUAUCCCGUUACCUGGAUUUGACAGAAGAUUAAUACCUCAAGAUUACCUGAGCUUUGUCUCGGGUUCUGUUGAGGAAUUGGGUGAGUUCGGAGCAGAGAUCAAGCUUUCGCUCUUUCAGCUUGGGCUCAGUCCACAGAUCGUAGCAUCCAUAAUUAUGCAGGUGCUUUGUCACGUUCUUCCAUCCUUGGUGAAGCUGCGAAAGGAAGGCUUGGAUGGUCACGAGAAGAUCAAGAGUUAUAUAUGGUGGCUAUCGUUUUUCUUUGCUAUAGUUGAAGCUAUAGUGGUGGCUUGCUCUUCUCUCCAAUAUUCAGUUUUUGCAGCCACCUCUCAGGCCAAACAUGUAAUGGUGACAGCAUUUCUUCUAGUCUGUGGUGCAAUGACGAUGACGUGGCUGUGUGAUACGAUAUCAGAAUCUGGAUUUGGUCAUGGAUCAUCUCUAAUUAUUUGUGUGGGAAUAUUGACGGGUUAUACAGAGACCUUACAUAAGAUGCUCAAUCAAAUCUCAGGAAGUUUCUCGAAUUGGUUGCCUUACUUGUUGGGCGUGCUGGGCAUCUUUACAGUAGUAACUAUGUUUGCUGUUGUUGUCACCGAAGGCUGCAGGAAGAUAAAACUACAAUAUUAUGGUUUUAAACUUGCUUCUGCGUCCAGAGAAGGUUCUCCAAUAACCGAGGUGGAGCCGUACAUACCUUUUAACAUUAACCCAGCAGGAAUGCAGCCUGUUCUCACAACCACUUAUCUCUUGGCAUUUCCCAGCAUUAUUGCAAGUAUUGUGGGUUCACGUUUCUUGCUGCACGUAAAGGAGAUAUUAAACCCUGAAAGCACGGUUGGGGCACCACCUUGGGUUUAUUACUCAAUCUAUGCGUUUUGCGUCUUUCUCUUCAACAUCUUUGACAUCGCUAACUUGCCAAAGGAAAUAGCCGAUUAUUUAAACAAAAUGGGAGCAAGAAUACCAAACAUUAAGCCUGGGAAAGCCACAAUCGAGUACCUAACGAAGAUACAAGCAUCAACCAGAUUUUGGGGAGGUCUUUUGUUGAGCUUUUUGGCAACAUCUUCUACUGUACUUGACCACUAUCUACGCAGCAUCAAUCAAGGAUUUUCUAUCGGAUUUACGUCGGUUUUAAUCAUUGUUGGUUCCAUUAUUGAACUCAGAAGAUCUUACCAUGCUUACAACGUAAUGCCGAGUUUAAGCAAAGCAUUGAAGAGGUAUGGUGUAUAA